Molecule: messenger RNA, 926 nt
Organism: Colletotrichum acutatum
Lineage: Eukaryota; Fungi; Ascomycota; Sordariomycetes; Glomerellales; Glomerellaceae
Product: DNA-directed RNA polymerase
Exons: 4
Coding region: 430-858 (142 amino acids)
Biological process (GO): DNA-templated transcription
Cellular component (GO): RNA polymerase III complex; RNA polymerase I complex
Molecular function (GO): protein dimerization activity; DNA binding
Source: RefSeq, a predicted model, not a curated record
CUGCCCUCUUCUCUUGCCUCCCCUCGGCGGCAUUUGUGCAGAUGGAGGGGAGCCUGGGGAGAGGUGGUAUUCCUUGGAUUCUUUGUUCGUUGAGACGCCUCCUUACGCGACAUUGUGCGAUGAGAUGCGAUGCGAGCUCGCAAGGUGCAGGUUGGUGAGUCCCGCCUCUACAGCUGGUGCCGGUGCUGUACGGUGAUCCGCCAGCUGCCAGCUUAUCAAAUUGAUCCGCGGGUCCGUUAUCAAAAAAUUUCGAGAGGCCGACCAGCAUGGCGCGCAGUGCAAGUCGAAUUGCUGAAAGGUUCAAUUAUACCCCCCCCUCGUGACGAAAAGAACCAACCAGCCAAAUUUCACCUCGCGUGUCACUGCUUUUGACGAAACUACCCAGAUUCAACAGCCUCAUUAAAGAGUGACAAAAAAGAACGCAAAAAAAUGCCCGGCAGAACCGACUUGGAAGACGUCCCCAUGGACGAGGCGCCCACCUCUCACCAGCCCGAGGAGGAGGAGGAGGAAGAGGAGGGACAGGAGUCGAAUGAGCAGGACGAGGAAGAGGAGGAGGAGGAGCCCCAGCGCGUCAAGAUUCUGCCCGGCUCAACAGACACAGCCGCCUCAUUCGAGUUUAUCGAUGAGGGGCACACGCUCGGCAAUGCGCUGAGAUAUGUCAUCAUGAAGAAUCCCGACGUUGAGUUCUGCGCCUACGCCAUCCCUCACCCUUCGGAACCCAAGAUGAACAUUAGAAUCCAGACCUAUGACGGUACCGCCGUCGCGGCUUUGCAAAAGGGUCUCAAGGACCUUCAGGCCCUCAGCGACACCGUCGCCGAGGAAUUCAUCCGCGCCAAGGAGGAAUUUGGUCGUUCAUAGUGAACGCAUCUCGUAGAAAAGAUCAAGAUGGAAAAGGCGUUUUCUUGUUUUUUUUUUUUUUUUUUUUU